Messenger RNA from Harpegnathos saltator (Jerdon's jumping ant), 1203 nucleotides. RefSeq names its product sesquipedalian-1. The record is from RefSeq and is a predicted model, not a curated record. The coding region runs from base 1 to 648 and encodes 215 amino acids. Gene Ontology annotation, biological process: endosome organization; receptor recycling; retrograde transport, endosome to Golgi. NCBI's taxonomy places the organism in Eukaryota, Metazoa, Arthropoda, Insecta, Hymenoptera, Formicidae. The transcript has 2 exons. Gene Ontology annotation, cellular component: trans-Golgi network; recycling endosome; early endosome.
AUGAAGUUCAAUGAGAAAAAUAUGGUGGCAUUCGCGACCUCUGCAACGCCAGUGGACCGCGAAGGCUGGCUAAAUAAACGCGGCGAGGUGAAUCGCGGAUAUCAAAGGCGAUGGUUCGUUCUCAAAGGAAAUAUACUGUUCUAUUUUGAUCGCCGCGGUGACAAAGAGCCCGUGGGUAUGGUUGUGCUCGAAGGUUGCACAAUCGAAUUAGCAGAGGAUGAAGAGCAGUUUGGUUUCAAGAUAGUCUUUCAUGGGCCAAACAACAGAAGUUACGCUUUAGCAGCAGAGUCUCAGGAAUCUAUGGAGCAAUGGAUGAAGGCGUUAGCCUGCGCUAGUUAUGAUUACAUGAAACUUAUGGUGACUGAGCUGCAACGUCAGUUGGAUGCUGUGGAGGAAGAAACAUCUUCAACACCAGUGCAGCAAUCGCCCAAGGCACCGCCAAGACAACGACAUAAUCCUUUCAACAGACCGGACUCACAUCACCGUUCCCAGAGCGUCAGAUCAGCACCUGGUAGGACAGAGAACGUACCCAGAACUAGAAUAACCUUUCGUGAGCUUCACACAGCAUACGGCAGGCGAAUCUUGGCCGACCUGAAUGCAUGGAGACAUGCGAGGAAAAACGCCGAGGCACCUCUAAUCACUCUAUAACUUUACACACAUUCUGUAGAUACUUGAACAAUAUGUACAUUUAAUUUCAAAAUGGUUUGAAUAGCCAACUAUCCAAUGAGAGAAUUGAACCUUAGGAACGAAUAAAAAACAAGUUCUCUUAUUGCGUCGUUAGCUGUAUUAGAAACUCCAAGUCGAGAAAAAGUGUUCAAAUUGUUUUGAAACCAAGUGUAUAAUCCAUAAAAAUUAUUAACUCAAGGUGUCAACUAUACACAUAGCAUUAACAAACAGAAGACUUUUAUAAAAAUGACCAUUGUAAUUUGUUAUAUUUAGCAUAUAUAACAAAUUACAAUACAUACAGUAUAUACAUAUAACUUAGUACACAUGUAACAACUUAUGCAUAUACACGUAAGAUUAACACUAAUUUAUUAUUCGUUUAGAUGAAAGAUGAUAGUAUUUCGCAUAGAGAAUUGAAUCUUGACUUGCGACUUUGAUUUACAGUGAUCUCUCUUGAAUUGUUUCUAAUUUAUUCCCUAUCGUUAACCGCGAUUAAGUGUCAGUAAUACGAUUAUCACAACGAGAUUAUUUUUAUUAACA